Linum tenue is the source of this 369-nucleotide messenger RNA. The record is from the annotation of a GenBank genome assembly. NCBI's taxonomy places the organism in Eukaryota, Viridiplantae, Streptophyta, Magnoliopsida, Malpighiales, Linaceae.
GAUCAACAUCGCUCUCGUUCAAUUUGGAACAAUAAUCCGGAAUCACUUAUUCCCAUCAGUCAUCGAGGUACAUGUCGAUUGCCCCGUUGGCAUCCUCGACUGCAUCCCUAUCUAGAGAGGGCGGGAUUGCACAAUUUGAGGCACUUUAUGAGGCUUGAUAUUGACAACGAUCUGCUGACGGCAAUGGCAGAGCGAUGGCGCCCUGAGCUGCAUACCUUCCACUUUCCCGAGGGUGAAAUGACGAUCACCCUCAAAGAUGUUGCCAUCCUCACCGGGCUCCCGAUCACCGGAGAUGCCAUCAUCGACAGCUCGAGAAAACCAGAAGAUGGUUGGGGGCCAUUGAUUCAGGAACGUCUGGGGUUCAACAUG